This is a messenger RNA of Uloborus diversus, 3395 nucleotides long. RefSeq names its product partitioning defective 3 homolog. Bases 129 to 3395 code for a protein of 1088 amino acids. Gene Ontology annotation, molecular function: protein binding; phosphatidylinositol binding. Gene Ontology annotation, biological process: cell adhesion; intracellular protein localization; microtubule cytoskeleton organization. The transcript is spliced from 20 exons. Lineage: Eukaryota; Metazoa; Arthropoda; Arachnida; Araneae; Uloboridae. The record is from RefSeq and is a predicted model, not a curated record. Gene Ontology annotation, cellular component: adherens junction; apical junction complex; cell cortex.
UGCUGAUGAAAGUAAAAUAACGAAGAUGAUGCGAUGAGGUUCGUGGGAUUAUUUUUUCGCGUCGCCGUUUGGGACAUGUGCGUCUGAGAAGCCAAUGUUGUGUAACGUGAGAACGUGCUCGGACCAUUAUGAAAGUGACCGUGUACUUCGGGAACGUUCGCGUGAUCGUGCCGUGCGGAAAGGGGGAUAUUCUGGUGCGAGAACUCAUGGAGCUGGCCAUCACGCGGUACAAGAAAGCUACGCGCAAGUGUCCUUCUUCGGUGGUGACCAUCCACAACCUGAAGAGCUCGAGAGAUGACGGGAUCCUCUACCCCGACGAUCGGCUGGAUGAUGUGGCCGAUGACCGGGAACAGAUCAUCGCCGUGUUUGAAGAGAAUGGGCGCCCCCCCUCCCCUCUGGGGGAGCCUCGGAGCGAGAGCUCCCUCUGCACCGGGAGCCCGGACCUGUUCAGCGUGGAGGUGGGCUCCCACUACAACCCCAGCGACGGAGAGGCCACCGACGAACAGGGUCCCGCCAUGCUGCAGGUGCGCCGGGGCAGCGAGCCGGCCCUCAACUGCCUCUUCCCCCCCGUGGACCUCAACAAGCGGUGGUCCACGGCCGUCGUCAUCAACGCCACGCCGGACCUCAACGGCAACGGGCCGGCAGAGGAGGAGGAGGAGAGCGGCUCUUUCCUGCGUGGUUCUGGGCGGCUCUCGGUGCUGGGCGGCGAUGCCGAGACCUCCCGCUGGGUGGAGGCCGCGGACCGGCAGCUCAUGAAGGAUUUCAAUGAAAACUUCACCCUGAAGGUGUGCAAUGGAAACGGAGCUGAAGAGAGCGACAGUUCGGGAGACGAGAGGGAGAAGACGAUCAUCCUAAAGAACGAAAGCGGCCCGCUGGGGAUCCACGUGGUGCCCGACUACGACGGUCGAGGGAGGGACACGGGCCUGGUGAUCCAGGGCAUCGAGAGCGGGGGCCGCAUCGACCGGGACGGCCGCUUCCGGGUGGGCGACCGCAUCACCCGCAUCAACGGGAAGAGCCUGCGGGAGGUCUCCUUCCAGACCGCCCAGGAGGUCUUCAAGGACGCCCUGCGGGCGUCGCGCAUCCGCCUGGAGCUGGUGAGGGGGGCGGGCCCCCGGGCGGCGGCGGCACCCCGCAAGCCCCCGCCCCCCGUCUACCCCGAGGGGAAGAGGGAGGAGGACCUGGUCGAGGGCGAGGAGAGAGCGGGCGGCACGAGCACGAGGGUGGCCACCGUGACCCCCACCAAGAAGGUCCCAGCCUCGGCCACCCGGCGCCUGGCCUCCGCCAACACCCGGCGGAUCGGGAGGAUGAUCACCGUGCAGCUCACCAAAGGCGACUCUGGCCUGGGCUUCAGCAUCACCACCAGGGACAACUCCGCCGGGGGCCGGUCCCCCAUCUACGUCAAGAACAUCCUGCCCAAAGGGGCCGCCGUGGAAGAGGGCAGCCUGCUCCCUGGGGACCGCCUGCUGGAGGUGAACGGGAUCCCGAUGACGGGCAAGAGCCAAGCGGAGGCGGCGCGUGUGCUGCGGGACAUCCCACCCGGGGAGAGCGUUCGCCUGGUGGUGUCGCGCCAGGAGGCGGAGGAGGAUCCCCCGGAGAAUGGUGCGGUGGCGUGCGAGGAGGAGGAGGGCGCCGGCGUGUUCCCGUGGAAACACCGAGAGAUCCUGACGUUCCGCAUCCCCCUGGAGGAGGCCCCCUCGGGGGGCCUGGGGGUCAGCGUCAAGGGCAAGAGCACCUCCGCCCCGGGCGGCUCCGUCGACCUGGGGAUCUUCAUCAAGGGCAUCAUCCCGGGAGGGGCCGCCGACAAGGACGGACGUCUCUCGACGGACGACCAGCUGGUGAACGUCAACGGCAUCUCCCUCCUGGGCACCAGCAACACUGAUGCCAUGGAGACGCUGCGGGGUGCCAUGAGCCGCUCCGACGGCCCCAUCCGGAACGCCGUCAUCCUCACCGUCGCCCGCCGCGCGUCCCGGCCCCCCUCGGAGGUGGGGGGUGCCCCCCAGGGGGACCUCCCCCCGUCGCUCUGGGACGGCACCUGGAACGGCACGAAGGACGACCCGGCGGAUAUCGGGGUGCCGCCCGGACGCAACCCGGUCCUGGAGAGGCUGACCGGCCGAGAUCCGGAGGGCGACGUCAGGACGUGCCGCCUGCCACAGAUGGUCGUGACGGACACUGACGAGAGGGAGGCGUACUGCGCCACGGGCGACGCCGUCAUCAUCGAGGGGGAGUACGACCCCAGGCUCAAGAAGGUCGGCCCCGCCCCGGAGGGCGUGGCCCCGGCCAGCAGCCAGCUGUCGCUGGCGGAGGACGGCGGCGGGGAGGGCUUCGCCCGGGACGGCUUCGGCCGCCAGAGCAUGUCGGAGAAGCGGCACGCCCAGCUGGACGCCCGCAGCACCGACACCUACCAGCGCAGCAAGCGAGCCAAGGAGGAGCGGCAGAGGCAGCACGCGGAGUCGGACCCGGAGCGCGGCCCGUCCCUGGGCCUGCGCAAGUCCAGCAGCCUGGAGAGCCUGCAGACCAUGAUGCGGGAGCUGGACCGGGAGGACGAGGAGGCCCGGCGCAGGGCCGCCGCCCAGUCCUCCAGGGGCGGCGCCAGGAGCCGCGGCUGCAACGAGAGCUUCCGGGCGGCGGUGGACCGCUCCUACGACGCCCCGCCGCCGCCCUCCAUGGAGACGCUGGACGAAGAGAGCGAGAGCGGCAGCUCUUCCGGCCACCUGCUGACCCGCAGUGCUGACCUUGCCGACCACAUCGACCCCCUCUACGUCUAUGGACAGGUGGGCAAAAGCUCCUCCAAGAGGAAGAGCCUGCUCAAGGGACUCGGAUCCGUCUUCAAGUUCGGCAAGAAGGGGAAGUCCCCCCAGGACCCCAGGGGGAGGUCGGAUGAAGACGAAGAGUCACACCGAAGCGAAUCCAGGGAAUCAGACAGGGCCCCCUCUGACGUGCAGGGCCGGCGCCUGCCCCCCGUCCCUCGGGGGGAGGUGGAGGGGUUCCCCCCCAACAGGCAGGAGCGCAUGCAGAGCCUGCGCGAGCAGCACCAGCGAAUGCACCAGCGCAGGCAGGGGCAGUACCCCCUAGACCACCAGGAGGAGUACUACGAGAAUGUGCUCAAGGAGAAGGAGAAAUACGUUCCCCCCUACGAGGUGGUCCAUGGGCGCUCACGCAGCCUGGAUGUUCAUGAUGAGACCUCAAGAGUCCCCGAUCCCGGUCGCUACGGCCACUACGUGAACUACGAAGAGAUCCGGCAGCAUGCUCGGCGGCGAGCGCCCCCCACGGUGGAGGGGGUGGCCGAAGCCCCCCGCCGCCCCCCACCCGAGGCCCCUCGCUAUGACUACGGGCGGGCCGGCCUCCACGAGAACAACAGGCUGUACUCUCGCAUCAUUCCAGGGUCCAAGGUCUGA